UUCAUUCAUUCAUAUCGGUAUCGUCUCCAACACAGUCACACAACAAACCUCAGAAAAACAACAAACACACACAACACAAAAAAACCGAACAACAAAAAUGGGUGUCACGGUUCCAGAAAACCUAAACAGAGAACAGUACGUGUACCUAGCAAAGCUCGCAGAGCAAGCAGAGCGCUACGAGGAAAUGGUAUCCUUCAUGCAGAAGCUAGUGGUAGUGUCCACACCCUCCUCCGAGCUCAGCGUGGAAGAGAGGAACCUGAUAUCCGUCGCUUACAAGAACGUGAUCGGGUCGCUACGUGCUGCGUGGAGAAUCGUUUCGUCGAUUGAGCAGAAGGAAGAAGGUAGAAAGAAUGAUGAGCAUGUUGUGCUUGUUAAGGAGUAUAGAUCUAAAGUUGAAACUGAGUUGACGAAUGUUUGUGCUAGUAUUUUGGAGCUGUUGGACAAGAAUUUGAUACCUUCGGGGUCUUCGAGUGAGAGCAAGGUUUUUUAUUAUAAGAUGAAAGGGGAUUAUCAUAGGUAUUUGGCUGAGUUUAAGAUUGGGGAGGAGAGGAAAUCUGCUGCUGAGGAUACUAUGUUGUCUUACAAGGCUGCACAGGAUAUUGCUGCUGCUGAUCUUCCAUCUACUCAUCCAAUAAGAUUGGGUCUGGCUCUCAAUUUUUCUGUUUUCUAUUAUGAAAUUCUCAACCAGUCUGACAAAGCUUGUGCCAUGGCCAAACAGGCUUUUGAGGAAGCAAUUGCUGAGCUGGACACAUUGGGGGAAGAAUCUUACAAAGACAGCACACUUAUAAUGCAACUUUUGAGAGACAACCUCACCCUUUGGACUUCUGAUGUUCAGGACCAGCUAGAUGAGCCCUGAUUUCCCUUAUAGGUUGACGAGUCGUAUUCUUCCCUCUGAAGGAGGUGGGCUAUGAAUGUCAUUUAUGUGUUGAUUAAGAAUCGCCCUAGUUUAUAAAUUUACUGGCAAUCUGUGGUAUAGUGUCAUAUGAACCUGUCUUGUGUUUUUUUAUGUCUGAUAUGAUUUGGAUCUGUUGUCCUAAUGGGAGCUCAAAUUAAAUUAUAUUAGUUGCAAUCUUCUUUUUCUUACGA
Messenger RNA from Vicia villosa (hairy vetch), 1086 nucleotides. RefSeq names its product 14-3-3-like protein B. The record is from RefSeq and is a predicted model, not a curated record. Gene Ontology annotation, biological process: signal transduction. The transcript has 4 exons. Bases 98 to 856 code for a protein of 252 amino acids. Gene Ontology annotation, cellular component: cytoplasm. Lineage: Eukaryota; Viridiplantae; Streptophyta; Magnoliopsida; Fabales; Fabaceae.